Molecule: messenger RNA, 1452 nt
Organism: Penicillium longicatenatum
Lineage: Eukaryota; Fungi; Ascomycota; Eurotiomycetes; Eurotiales; Aspergillaceae
Product: Zn(II)2Cys6 transcription factor
Exons: 3
Coding region: 1-1452 (483 amino acids)
Biological process (GO): regulation of DNA-templated transcription
Molecular function (GO): DNA-binding transcription factor activity, RNA polymerase II-specific; zinc ion binding
Source: RefSeq, a predicted model, not a curated record
AUGCCCAAAGUUCGAACAGGGUGUGCCACCUGCAAAAUCCGCCGAGUAAAAUGCGAUGAACAACGUCCCAAGUGUCUCCGAUGCUCUUCUACCGGGCGAAGCUGUCCCGGGUAUCCCCAAGCUGUCAACUGUCAACCAAAAAUCAAAGUGUAUAACAUUCCAUUCAAAGUCCCCGGCAGUCGCACGGAUCGUGAACUACUUCACUAUUACUGCAGCGAAGCAGCCGAGUCCUUUUCUCGAUUCUCGGAGAAUACACUAUGGAGACACCUCAUCAUGCAGAGAAGUCAAGACCAGCCUGUUAUACGCAAUUCCCUUGUGGCGCUCAGUUGUCUUUAUCGCGACUAUUAUCUUGCUGAGUCACCACAACUUAAGGUGUCUGUCAAACAUAUCCAGCUUAUCACCAGAUCACACUCUCAGCUCCGUGCGUAUCUUGCCCAGGACGCCUCAGCUGAGGUUGCGCUUAUCUGCAGCCUCAUAUUUUAUACAUUUGAGUGCCUAAUUGGCAAUGUGCGACAAGCAUUAUGGCAUCUAGAUCAAGGCCUAAUCAUAUUGCGAAGACUUCAAACCGAUUGUCCGUGUCUUACGGAAGGCCAGGAGUCUUAUGUGCAGUUGGCGGCAAUAUUCUCUCAGCUUGAUAUUCAUGCCAGUAUCUUUUCACCCGAAAGAAUCCCCAUUCUGCGACUUGCCUUGCCGGAACAAGUUUUGGGGAUAAUUCCUACGGUUCCAGAUGAGCCAUCGGGCCUACCUGGUUUAGAAAAAUCACUUGUCGUGCUCCAAAAUUGGACAUUGUGGCAUCUAAUGGAGUAUGUGGAGUAUAAGAAUCUACCUUUGACUCAGGUGCCACCCGUUGUUCUUCAGGAAAGGCUGAAUUUAGAGUCCCAACUCCAAAAAUUGGAAGAAAAGAUAGAGAAAAUGAUGACGAAUGAACGUUCUGAGUCUUUGAGUUCUUCGCAACGCCAACAACUCAUUCUAUAUCGAAGCCAAGCACUCAUUUUUCAUGCGGUUCUCUUGGAGAAUAUUGUCUGCACCCUCGAUGGCGCAGAAACUUCUCUCAAUGCCUUCUGCAGAUUUGAUCUGGCGCUCACCCAAAUAUCAACACUUCUGUCGUCCGAUGGACAGGAUUCCUUUUUUGAAAAGAAUACGACUUCCAAACGAGGUUUCACCCUUUCUACAAACAUCAUUGCAAUGUUAUACUUCGUCUGUUUGAAGACAAACGAUCGUCGCAUCUUGCGCAUGGCACUCUCCCUGAUGCAGGGACCGUUAUUCACAGCCCGUGAUGGACUAUGGGAUGCACGUACGGCUGUGACUAUUGUCAAAGCCCUUCUAUCAGAAGAUGACAUACAAAGCGAGGAGCCGGAGAUGGACUUUAGACUAGAAUAUGUGGGCUCUGGGAUUGUGGAUACAAGUGGUGGGGCCACUGAUGUUGCUGAAAAUGGCCGUCUACCUCAGUAG